Messenger RNA from Ctenocephalides felis (cat flea), 633 nucleotides. RefSeq names its product dexamethasone-induced Ras-related protein 1-like. NCBI's taxonomy places the organism in Eukaryota, Metazoa, Arthropoda, Insecta, Siphonaptera, Pulicidae. The coding region runs from base 22 to 633 and encodes 203 amino acids. The record is from RefSeq and is a predicted model, not a curated record. The transcript is spliced from 2 exons. Gene Ontology annotation, molecular function: GTPase activity; GTP binding.
CUGUUUGUGCUUGUAUUUAGCAUGGAUAGUCGGGAGUCCUUCGAGGAGGUUAUACGUCUUCGGGAGCAGAUUCUUGAAACUAAACUAAGCGCUUGUACAUCUGCCAACAGUGGACGUUCCAAGCGUAACAUUCCUCGUGUUCCAAUGGUUAUAGCUGGCAAUAAGUGCGACCGGGACAUGAGAACUGUUACCCCUGAAGAAGCAUCAUCAUAUUGUUCUACACAAGACUCAGGUUGCGUGUUUGUUGAAACAUCCGCCAAGAAGAAUCUACACGUUGAUGAUUUAUUUUACGAAUUGUUUGUUGUGGCUAAUCUUCCAUUAGAAAUGGCCCCCAACCAUCAUAAGCGUGUCAACACUGCGUUUGGAAGUCCGUGCACGCUGCCACCACAUGUUCCAACUGGCAAAUCUAAGAAGUGUACUUUAAGCAUAAAGCGUCGGCUAAGCGACGCUUGCGGAGUAGUUGCCCCCAAUGUUAGACGCCCCUCGAUACGAACUGAUCUGAUGAUCAUGCGUACCAAGACUUGUUCUCUUGGAGAUUCAGAAGGACCGAGUUCGGCGUCAUCUGGAUUUGGUCUGGGAAAGCUGCUGAUACGAUCAGGCACCAACAGCGAUGGUCGGUGUACGAUACAAUAG